Blastomyces dermatitidis ER-3 is the source of this 923-nucleotide messenger RNA. RefSeq names its product thioredoxin reductase. The record is from RefSeq and is a predicted model, not a curated record. The transcript has 2 exons. NCBI's taxonomy places the organism in Eukaryota, Fungi, Ascomycota, Eurotiomycetes, Onygenales, Ajellomycetaceae. Bases 138 to 905 code for a protein of 255 amino acids.
UCUUGAACCGUCGACGUUUUGAUUUUCGGCGGCGAUCCUGCAGGACUGAUUGCUGCCCUUACACUGGUUCGCCAGGGCCAUACAGCGAUCCUCUUCGACUCGGGCGGUUAUCGCAAUGUCGAUGUAAACACGUGCACAUGAUACCUACUUGGGACCACAGGAACCCAGCCCAGGUCAGGGAGAAAGCGAGAUUCGAAGUCCUAAACCAGUACGGGAGCGUCAGGAUUGAGGAUGUCGAGGUCACCGCCGCUAGAAUGAGUAACGACUCCCUUUCUGAGGUCACCGACAGCAACAGCAGGGCUUGGAAGGGGAAAAAAAUUAUCCAGGCCACCGGCUCAGCCAAUAUUUUCCCAGAUAUUCCAGGCUAUGCGGACUGUUGGGCAAAGCGAAUCAACCUUAAUCUCAAGAGUGACCAUCUACACCCACGGCUCGGAGGAAGCUUAGCACUCAGAUCCAGACUUCCUGGUUGGUGUGGCCCAAGGAACAGUUCAGGGUGGAUUCUCGCAAAAUCUCGCAUCUCCGCAUGGCUGAGGCUGAUGGCAAGCCGGCAAGCAGGUGUCUCGCUUACCUUCGCCGAUGGUACGAGUGUUAUUAUUGGAUUCCUCGUGCAUAAUCCGUUCACUAAGGUACAAGGUCCUUUCGUUGAGCAGUUGGGUAAUGAGACAGCAACCCUGGGCCCUGUUCCAGAAGUGGGAGAUAUCGUAGCAAAUUUCCCUGCCUAUCAAACGAGCAUCCGCAGUGUUUCUGCGGCUGGCGACUGCAUCACUCAGUAUAAGGUGAUUGCGGACGCCAUCUCCAGUGGAUGUAAUGCUGCUCUUGCGGCGCCUACUCAGCUGUUAGCAGAAAAGUAUCAGCAUGAGUGGCUGGUCUGGUUUUGCAAGAUCUCCUCGCCUCAGCCCCGUUAGCAUUUAAACCGUUUUGUA